GGUGACAAGGCAGGACAUGAUCUGAGCAAGCUACGCAUGAAGAGGUCCACAGUUUUCAGCACUGGGGUGAAAGUGUGUCCUCAGGAGACGAUGGCAGAGGUCAUAGCCAGCCACCGGGCCUACUACAGGAUGAGAGUUUGUCAGGAGGCAGUGUGGGAGGCGUUCCAGAUCUUUCUGGACCGAGUGCCAGACACCGUAGAGUACCAUCAGUGGGUGGAGGCCUGUCAACGGGACUCUCUCUGCGUAGAUGGCCUGGCCAAAAACUUCAGCAGCAACCAGGAGCAUCUUGACAUGGUGGCAAAGAGAGGGAAUCCUACAGUGCUCCAACUGGGAAGUGGUUUUGCUUUGGCAACACAGAACCCCGGUGGUGAGAAGUGUUCACAGACACCCGCCGAGCUGUUGAUAAUUGAAUCUGAAGAGAACACAGAAGCUCCGAACUUCAUUCCAGAGGAACUGGACGAGGAGAUAAUAGUGGAGUUCAGCUUGACCAUAGUGGAACCAGGCUAUAGUGAGCUUCUGGCUGAUCCUGACACCCCCCAGUACCACGACAUAACACAGACUCUCUAUGAGCAGAUGGUACACAUCUUGGACAAACUUCCUGGAUUUAAAGAGAUUCGGAUGUUGGGAUUUCGGCCUGAGGAUGUCUCAGUGCAUUAUACUGUGGUCUUUGAGUCUAAUGGCCAUCCCACUGAGGCAGGCACAGAAGAGGCUGAGCCCCCCACCGAAAUGGACUUGAGGGAACUCGUUGCCCAAGCCCUGAGUGCAGACACGUCACUUCCAGUGGACAUCCAUUCACUCAGUUUUGGCUCAGACACCAUGCCCACUCAGAGUGGGGAAGAGCAGGGGGCUGCCCCUGGCGGGGAUGGAGUAGAGGAGACACCUCUGGUGGAGGCCACAGAGGAGGGGGCUGAGGAACCUCCUGCUAUGACACCCAUAGCUGUAACAGAAGGAUCUGAUACAACACCUGAGGAAGAUUUAAUGGUAACAGCACCUAUGGAGUUUGAAAUAGCCCUUGAACCAGCAACCGUCCCGCCUCCAACAGCCACAAGUGAGGAAGCCAUCAUACCGGAAGAGAAAACUACUGAGGCCCAUGAAACCACAGACAUCCAUGUUGUAGCGAUCCCAUCUGAAUCCAUAGAAACCAUAGAGAUACCUGCAGUAACUGAAUCAGUACAACCAGUAGAGGCCCCUUCAGUACCAACUAUUCUUGAGUCUGUAGGACCUGUAGAAGCUCCCUCAGUCCCUACCACACCCAGGCAGGACCUGCCCAUGAACGUCCCUUCUGUUGAAACGACGAUCCAACCAGUUGGACCAGUAGAAAUUCCCCCUGAACCUGCUGUCUUAGAACCCGUAGAACCCAUAGAGGUCCCUUCUGAGCCCGGCUCAACUGCUGACACUGGACCCUCAGCCAUUCCUGAAUCACUACAAGAGGAGGAGGGCCAGGAAGUCCCAGACCACGCCCAGGGCAUGCAAGAGGAUGUGGAACAGGUUGAGACUAUAGACUUUGGCAGUGGGGAUGCCCUCCAGACGAAUGAGGCUGGUGACGCAACUGGGCCUCCACGACUCAGAAUCCUGACCACGCCAUCCAUGGUGGCAUCCAACCAGGCCAAUGAUCUGGUGGUGUUCUUUAGCUUAAGAGUGACUAACAUGAUUUUUUCUGAUGACCUGUUCAACAAGAACUCUUCAGAGUACAAAACCCUGGAGAACAUAUUCCUUGAGCUGAGACAGUUCCCCGACCCUGAGGAGACUCCAAAUCCUGAAGCAUCCACUAAAUCGGAAACUGGAAGGACAUUAGCCUCAUUACCGCUUCUGCCAUAUCUGCAAUCAAAUAUGACAGGAUUCAAAGAGCUUGAGAUUCUCAACUUCAGGAAUGGUAGCGUGGUGGUGAAUAGCAAGAUGAAAUUAGAGAAGCCUGUUCCCUAUAACCUCACUGAGUCCGUGACCUGCGUGCUGGAAGAGUUCUGCAAUGCCGCGUCCAAACGUCUCGACCUAGACAUUGACAGCGACUCCCUGGAUGUCAAAGCUGCCGAUCACGCCGAGCCGUGUAAGUUUAUGGCCUGCAACGAGUUCUCCCGCUGUGUGGUGAACGCGUGGUCCAGGGAGGCGGAGUGCCUGUGCGACCCGGGCUACAGCAUGGUGGACGGCCUGCCCUGCCAGAGCAUAUGCGCUCUGCAGCCUGACUACUGCCAGAACGAUGGCCAGUGCGAGAUCAUCCCUGGGCAUGGCGCCACCUGCAGAUGUCCGGUAGGCAAAUUCUGGCACUAUCACGGAGAGCGCUGUACAGAGGCGGUGUCUCUACCCAUAGACCCAUUCCUGCUGGUAGCCUGUCUGGUGGGUGGCCUCGUGCUGGUUUGUGCGGUGAUAGGCCUGUUGCUACUCAUAAACAAGAAAUGUAUACGGACCAGAAAGACGGUGACUUUGGUGCAUACUCAAAAUGUAUCUCCAUAUGAGAACUCAAUGAGAGUUAAUCCAGUGUUUCAGAGUGAUGAUGCUGUUGUAACCCAAGUGGCUAGAAUACGCUACCCUUUGGGUUCGGAAGCGGGUUCUUCCCAAGUCCCUGAACAAGCAACCUUUCACUCAGUUGAAAACAUACACGUUAGCAUUGAGAUCCCCAGACAGCUCUACACCACAAGAUCAGACAAGCUAGUUUCAGACAUCGUAGAUUUCCAUCAGUGCAUACCACAUAAUGAGACAUGGAGGCUACCCAGCGAGUAUCGGCCAUCUUGUCGCCUUCUUAGGGGAGCCGACAGCGAGGGCUUUGAGGUGACUGUAUUAUGAUGGUGGACCUGAUUGACAGCGCAAUACAGGAACCAAAGGUCUGUGCUGCUCCUCACUGUGUUUGGACCCAGCUGGACCUCUUUGGCUGAGGGGGAAACAGAAGUCAAGGGACAGGACUGGCUGAGAAUGGAGAUCUCGCAUCAGUAACCCAGUAUUUGAACUAAGAAGAGAAUGCCCUUCUAAUCUUAAUUAUGUACUGUACACUGGUCUGAAACAUUGUUUCAUUGCGUUCACAUACUGUAUGUGUUACUGGAGACUAGGAAUGUUGUGUCAAAUACCCUUGUCAAAAAGGUUGUUUCUCUUCCCUCACAAUGAGGUUUUAUACACGUCGGAUACACUUGCUGGUAUCGUGACUGGAGACAAGAAGAUGUCUAGCUAUCUAACCUUCAGUCUCCCAAAAAUAAGCUGAAUGUACAAUAAGCCGCUUGUUAUUUUUCUUACUUGCUAUUUACAUAAAUACGGUCUUAAAUGUACCUUAAUAAAUGCCCAUGUAUUAAAUACCCCAAUAUAAAUGCAUAUAUCAUACUAUUUAAUGCCAUGAUAAUAGUCCACUCUUCUCUCUUGCUCCUCCCAAUCAUGUGUGGUGAUCAUAUCAAAACACAUUUGAAAUGUGUGACGGGGUGGUAUUAAUGAUUUUAUACUUUUUUUCAUGUGACAAUAAAAUAAGUCUUUUUUUUAUCAAA
Messenger RNA from Clupea harengus (Atlantic herring), 3461 nucleotides. RefSeq names its product interphotoreceptor matrix proteoglycan 1b (gene impg1b). NCBI's taxonomy places the organism in Eukaryota, Metazoa, Chordata, Actinopteri, Clupeiformes, Clupeidae. The record is from RefSeq and is a predicted model, not a curated record. Gene Ontology annotation, biological process: visual perception.